CCCAGCCGCCGCCGCCGACGUCUCCUCCUCCUCCUCCCCUCCCUCCCCCCGCCAUGGCUGCCUAGAAGACCCAGCCGCCCGCCUGCUUUCCUGCUUCCCAACUAUGACAGGGGUGUUUGACAGAAGAGUCCCAGCCAUCCGAUCCAGCGAUUUCCAGGGCCCUUUCCAGACGGCUGCAGCCACCAUGCACGGGCACCCGCCUCAGGAGUCGCCAACUUUGCCCGAGUCCUCGGCGACGGAUCCUGACUAUUACAACUCCCCAGGAGGAGCCCCGCACGGCUACUGCUCGCCUUCUUCGGCUUCCUACGGCAAAGCGCUCCAUCCUUACCAGUACCAGUACCAGGGCAUGAACGGAACCGCCGCCAGCUACCCCGCCAAAGCCUAUGCAGACUACAGCUACGCCAGCCCUUAUCACCAGUACGGCGGGGCUUACAACAGGGCACAGAGCGCAGCUAGCCAGCCAGAAAAAGAGGUAGCUGAGCCGGAGGUGAGGAUGGUGAACGGCAAACCAAAGAAAGUUCGCAAACCAAGGACUAUUUACUCCAGUUUUCAGCUGGCGGCCUUGCAGAGGAGGUUCCAGAAAACCCAGUAUUUAGCCCUGCCCGAAAGAGCCGAGCUGGCCGCUUCGUUAGGCCUGACACAGACACAGGUGAAAAUCUGGUUUCAGAAUAAAAGAUCCAAGAUCAAGAAGAUCAUGAAGAAUGGCGAGAUGCCUCCGGAACACAGUCCCAGCGCCAGCGACCCCAUGGCUUGUAACUCUCCCCAGUCUCCCGCGGUGUGGGAACCGCAGGGCGCCGCCAGGUCUCUCAGCCACCAUCCUCAUGCUCAUGGGGCAAACUCCAACCCCUCGCCUGCCUCCACCUACCUGGAGAACACCUCUUCUUGGUAUCCCAGUGGUAACGCUCUCAAUGGCCACCUGCAGCCCCACACUUCUCUACAGCACCCCUUGGCUUUGGCUUCUGGGACAAUCUACUAGAAUAGGAUUCCUUUUUAGACCCUCCGUUCCUCGCUUUAAACCCUUUACUUUUUUUCCUUUCUUUCUUUUGGACAUUUGUCAUUUUGUUGAUAAAGGGAAAAAUGCAUACAGGGGACUGUUUUUUAAAGGAAAGGGAACUCUGCAGGAUGAAAUGUGUAAAGCUUUUGCAUGUAACUUAUUGCAUUUCAAAGGAAAUUUCUCAACCUCUUUUGUUUUGGGGUUGUUGCUUUUUUUAAAAAAAAGACAGAUGGACUUCUGGGUUGUUGUUUUUUGGGGGGGUGGGAUUGUGAUUUAUUUCAUUUUUUUCAUCAAUUGUGGACACUUUCAAUGGUGCCUUGAAAUCUGAUGACCUCAACCUUUUUCCAGUGACUUUUUCCUCCCCGAUAUCAUUUUAACCCUGUACAUAAGUGUAGAUAGAAGGAAUUAAACUGUAUAUUCUGAAUAAAUAAAAUUAUUUCCACCAUGAGAACAGGAAAAGAAAA
Rhineura floridana is the source of this 1458-nucleotide messenger RNA. RefSeq names its product distal-less homeobox 5 (gene DLX5). The record is from RefSeq and is a predicted model, not a curated record. Gene Ontology annotation, molecular function: DNA-binding transcription factor activity, RNA polymerase II-specific; RNA polymerase II cis-regulatory region sequence-specific DNA binding. NCBI's taxonomy places the organism in Eukaryota, Metazoa, Chordata, Lepidosauria, Squamata, Rhineuridae. Bases 104 to 976 code for a protein of 290 amino acids. The transcript is spliced from 3 exons. Gene Ontology annotation, biological process: anatomical structure formation involved in morphogenesis; cell differentiation; regulation of transcription by RNA polymerase II.